This is a messenger RNA of Adineta ricciae, 951 nucleotides long. The record is from the annotation of a GenBank genome assembly. Lineage: Eukaryota; Metazoa; Rotifera; Eurotatoria; Adinetida; Adinetidae.
AUGUAUACGAUUUGCAUAGUGCUUAUCACUUUCCAUUUUGUUUCAAUUCAAUCUGUCCAAAUACCCUAUGAUACUGUCGUAUGUUUUGGUGAUUCACAUUCAGACACUGGCAACGUUUAUAAUCUAACGAAAUUCAAAUGGCCUCUCGUGCCGCCUUACUACCAAGGCCGAUUUUCCAACGGGCCACUCUGGAUCGAAAAGUUAAACAUACCAACAUUGAUUGAUUAUGCAUAUGGUAGUGCAACAACUGAUAAUUAUCUCAUAACAGGCAUUACGGCAUUGAAUACCAUUGUACCAGGUGUUCGUCAACAAGUAUCCAUGUAUAAAAGUGCGACAAAUUUAACCCAAAUGAAUUUCAAUCGAACACUUUAUGUCAUCUGGGCUGGUGCAAAUGAUUACUAUUUCAAUAACUAUCUACUUCCAUCUGCGGUAAUCAGUAGUCUCAUGGAAAGCAUCAAUGAUUUGAUUCAACUAGGUGCCAAACACUUUCUUAUUCUUAAUCAGCCACCAUUUCAAGAAAUUUCGUUUGCAACAAAUUUGAAUUUAAGUUCUUAUUUCAGUAACUUAAUAUUAGCACAUAACAACAACCUUUCAACUACCAUUCAAUCCUACCGAUCGAAUUAUUCAAAUCGUGUUUUUCAUUUGUACGAUGUCUAUUCACUCGUAGUUAGUAUUCUCAAUAAGGCUUCAACUUAUGGAAUCAAUAGCACGAAAAAUUGUUGGAAUAUAUCAACUGGUGUUAUUAACGGAACAUGUUCAACUCCGGAAAGUUAUUUAUUUAUUGAUGAAUACCAUUUCACAACGCGUAUUCAUCAAUUCAUUGCUGAUGACGUCCGGCAAUUGUUAGCGGUUUCGAGUAGAAGUGGAAAAUGUUCCCAAUCAAUAACAGCGAUAUUCUGUUGUAUUUGUAUGUGCAUAGUGUUGCAUUGGAAAGAAUCCUAUCACAUAUAA